AUGACUGGCAGAGGAGGUGGCGGCGGCCGCAGAGUUCUGUUGCCGCCUAUUAACUUCCUUUUCCGUCUUUUGCAGCAACGCUCGACCGUGCAGAUCUGGCUCUACGAGCAGCUAUCGAUCCGCAUCGUGGGCACGAUCCGGGGAUUUGACGAGUUCAUGAACCUUGUCAUCGACGACGCGGUCGAGGUGAAGCAGAUUUCUAAGACGAACGAUACCGAGACAAGGAGGCCAUUGGGGCAAAUCCUUCUGAAAGGCGACAACGUCUCCCUCAUCCAGAGCCUGUCCUGA
Chaetomium strumarium is the source of this 288-nucleotide messenger RNA. RefSeq lists its product as uncharacterized. Gene Ontology annotation, cellular component: U1 snRNP; U4/U6 x U5 tri-snRNP complex; precatalytic spliceosome. Gene Ontology annotation, molecular function: RNA binding. NCBI's taxonomy places the organism in Eukaryota, Fungi, Ascomycota, Sordariomycetes, Sordariales, Chaetomiaceae. The record is from RefSeq and is a predicted model, not a curated record. The coding region runs from base 1 to 288 and encodes 95 amino acids. The transcript has 4 exons. Gene Ontology annotation, biological process: mRNA splicing, via spliceosome; spliceosomal snRNP assembly.